Misgurnus anguillicaudatus (oriental weatherfish) is the source of this 2722-nucleotide messenger RNA. Lineage: Eukaryota; Metazoa; Chordata; Actinopteri; Cypriniformes; Cobitidae. The record is from RefSeq and is a predicted model, not a curated record.
GUAAUUAAUAUUCAUGAGCUAACCAUUUGCCGUAGUAGGAUCGGUCACCUGCCUGCGUCUCUCAGGUGCGCGCUGCGCGGUCACGGAAAACCGAAGUUAGUAAGAUGGGUAAUUCUGACACCAAACUUAACUUCAGAAAAGCGGUGAUACAGCUUACAACCAAAACACAGCCCGUAGAGGCCUGUGAUGAUGUGUUCUGGGAUCAGUUCUGGACUGACAGUGAUUUGACAGCUCAGGAUAUUUUUGCAUUGAUUCCUGCUGCUGAGAUCCGUGCUGUGCGAGAGGAGUCUCCCUCCAAUUUGGCAACCCUCUGCUAUAAGGCGGUUGAGAGACUCGUGUUGAACGCAGAGACCAGCUGUGCUUGCGAGAAAGACAGACAGAUUGUGCUGAGAUGCACUCGUCUACUGACCCGGAUUCUGCCGUACAUCUUUGAAGAUCCGGACUGGCAUGGAUUCUUUUGGUCUACUGUUCCCAGAGCAGGAAAAUCUGGGAAUGAAAGUGAUGAUGAAUCCACACGACCGCUGGCGGAGUCUCUCCUCACGGCUAUAGCUGAUUUGCUGUUUUGCCCAGGUUUCACUGUGGAGAAUAACCACAGGACCAGUGUGGUAACCCCUUUAUAUCUCUAUAUCUCAGACACGUCCAUAGACAGCUGUGAGUUCAUCUGGGAAGCUGGAGUUGGAUUUGCUCAGGCCCCGCCCCUUAACCACACCCAUGACUCCAAUAGGACAGAGUUAUUGAAGCUUUUAUUAACAUGUUUCUCAGAAGACAUGUACCAGUCUCCAUCUGACAAACACACAAUUAAUCCUUGGGUGUCGUUCUUUUGCUCUAGAGAAAACAGACAUGCCCUGCCACUCUUCACCUCUCUUCUUAAUGUGGUGUGCGCUUAUGAUCCCAUCGGGUAUGGUAUUCCGUACAAUCACCUGAUGUUCUCUGACCAGAGGGGGGCGCUAGUGGAGCUGGCGUUGCAGAUCCUAAUCGUCUCAUUGGAGCAAGAGCUCAUUGACGCCACAAACACAAACAUCACGAAUCUGAGCACAAAUCAAGACACUAACUUAUCUGAUUCCAACAUGAAGACUCCUGUUGAGGGAUGCCAGGCCACACAAGUUGAGAAUUUGUUUGUAAACUACCUGUCCCGAAUUCAUCGAGAGGAGGACUUUAAUUUUAUCUUGCGAGGAAUCAGUGUACUGUUGAAUAACCCAGUGCUGCAGACGUAUCUGCCCAAUUCCUGUAAGAAGAUUCAGUUUCAUCAGGAGCUGCUGGUGCUCUUCUGGAAACUCUGUGACCUUAACAAGAAGUUCUUAUUUUAUGUGUUGAAAAGCAGUGAUGUGCUGGAGAUUCUGGUGCCAAUUUUGUUUUAUCUGAACGAUGCCCGAGCCAAUCAAUCACGAGUGGGACUGGUGCACAUCGGCGUGUUCAUCCUGCUGCUGUUGAGCGGCGAGAGGAAUUUCGGGGUGCGUCUCAAUAAGCCCUACACCGUACGCGUGCCGAUGGACAUUAGCGUGUUUGCUGGGAAUCAUGCUGACCUGCUGAUAGUGGUUUUUCAUAAGAUAAUCACCAGCGGACACCAGCGACUUCAGCCGCUCUACGACUGUCUGCUUACCAUUAUAGUCAACGUGUCUCCUUAUCUGAAGAGUUUGUCUAUGGUCGGCGCUAACAAACUCCUUCACCUGCUAGAAGUUUUCUCCAACGGUUGGUUCCUGUUCUCCUCGCCGUUCAACCACCACCUGGUUUUCUUUCUGCUAGAAGUUUUUAACAACAUCAUCCAGUAUCAGUUUGAUGGGAACUUUAACUUAGUCUACAGCAUCAUUCGAAAGCGCAGUCUCUUCCACCAGCUGGCCAACCUCUCUGCAGACAUCAUCUCCAUCCAGAAAGCUUUGCAGAAGAGAAGCAGAAGCAACAAUCAUGCUGAGUCGAAUAAUCCCUUAAACAUGACGACCAGCGAUGGAGCGUUUAAAACCACACCUGUACAAACAGGCACUCUCAAUGCAAGCUUGAAGGCAAUGCCAGGCAUUGAUAAACUAACAGAAAAGUCACAAGUUUCUGAGGAUGGAAGUACCGUAUUACUGCAGAAUAGCCAAUCAGAGCACAGCUUUCAAACAGGAGAUCCCGUGUCAACCUCAUGGAGAGAUGACAAGUCUUUAAAUGGGAAUUGUGAUGGAAAAGACAACAGCGUGUCCUGUACCUCAGACUGGACUCCAUCUCCGGACUGGGUCCUCUCCUGGAAGAGUAAACUUCCUCUUCAGACUAUAAUGAGACUGCUGCAGGUAUUGGUGCCACAGGUGGAGAAAAUCUGCAUAGACAAGGGUUUAACCGAUGAGUCUGAGAUCCUGAAGUUUCUACAGCACGGGACGCUGGUGGGCUUGUUGCCGGUUCCUCAUCCCAUCCUCAUCCGCAGGUAUCAGGCCAACGAGGGCACGGCUCUGUGGUUUCGUACAUACAUGUGGGGCGUCAUUUACUUACGUACCGUGGAUCCUCCAGUUUGGUACGACACCGAUGUCAAACUCUUUGAGAUCCAGAGAGUUUAAAGACAUGAAGACCACUCAAAACAACUCCCAUUGUAAAUAAAAUGAACUAAGAUAAAUGUAAUCACAACAUCAGGAAAUCUUUUGUAAACCUUGCUUGUACAGCAUAUUAUUUUUGUUUUAUAAUCUUUAUGACUGCUGUCCUGGAAUUUAUUAUAUAUGAAGAGUCUGUUUCCAAAACGAGAUAAAUGCGUUUUUUU